Molecule: messenger RNA, 1393 nt
Organism: Ictalurus furcatus (blue catfish)
Lineage: Eukaryota; Metazoa; Chordata; Actinopteri; Siluriformes; Ictaluridae
Product: interferon-induced protein 44-like
Exons: 8
Coding region: 359-1252 (297 amino acids)
Source: RefSeq, a predicted model, not a curated record
CCCGGAAAUCACCGGACUUCCUGUAAAGAGUAAGCUCAUGUUUAAGGGUGUAAAAAAUAACGGUGAAAAACAAAUGAUGUGAACAACUUUCAGUUUCAGUUUACAGUAAAUCAUGCUCUUUCAAGAAAGUGGUGUGUCUGUGUGUGUGUGUGUGUGUGUGUGUCUGUCUGUGUGUGUGUCUGUGUGUGUGUGUGUGUGUGUGUGUGUGUAUGUGUAUGUAUGUGUGUGUCUGGACAGAAAGUGAAAGUAGAAUAGGGUUCAAAAACUGAAGGUAUAAAAGUGGGGACUGGGGAAGCUGCUCUAAUAGUCGACCCAGUCAGAAGCUCAUUGUUCAUCUGGAUGCAUUGAACUGAAUAAAAUGGGAGGGUCUGAGUCUACACCUCAACGACCUCAAACACCUCCACCGCCUCCAGAAUUUGAUAAGCCAUGGAGGAUAAUGCCUUGGGGGAACAAAGACAGUUUAGGAGAGAAACUGAGGAACUUUAAGCUCUGCAGUUCUGAUGUUAAGUUUGUCAGGCUUCUUAUUGUUGGUGAAGAUGGAGCAGGAAAGUCCAGCUUUAUAAAUUCAGUCAAUAAUGUUUUCCAAGAGCGAAUCACCUGUGGGGCUCUUGUUGAUGCAACAUCUGGAACCAGUUUCACAAAAAAUUACAAAACCUAUUAUAUCAAGGGGAAGGACGGCUCCCGUUUACCUUUUGUGUUCAGUGACGUCAUGGGACUUGAACCUGCCGAUGGACAAGGCGCACAUGUAAAGGACAUCAUCACAGCCUUAAAGGGGUUUCUUGAGGAAGGAUAUAAAUUUAAUCCUGCUAAUCACGUGUCUGAGAAGGACUCCAACUACAAAACAAAUCCCAAAGUUUCUGAUCAAACCUUCUGCCUGGUCAACGUUCUAUCUGCAAGCACAGUGUCACUCAUGGACCAAAAGCUUAUUCAAAAGAUGAAAGAGAUCCGUAAGGUGGCUUCAGAGUAUAAUUUGCCUCAAGUUAUCAUCAUGACAAAAGUGGAUGAAACCUGUCCACUGGUUAAACGUAACCUAAAAAAGGUCUACACCAGCAAGAAGAUCAAAGAAAAGAUGCAGGAGUGUAGUAAUCUGCUGGGUAUUCCACUGAGCAACAUCUUCCCUGUGAAGAACUACCACGAGGAGGUGGAUACGAACGAUGACACGGAUGUUCUGAUCCUCAAGGCGCUCGAUCAGAUCGUGAAUCUCACCAACGAUGCUCUGGAAAACCAAAACCCUAGUGAGAAAUCUGAGUGAAGGCUUUUUUGUUGUUGUUGUUCUUUUCCACCCCUACACCAGUGCAGAGUAUUUAUGACAGUGAAAAAGCAUGAAAUUGUGUCUAAAGUACAUUAUUAAAGUAAAGCUAAUUUCGUCUACUGUAAUCAUAACUGGUUUGUG